AUGACGGUCUCGCGCUCGCCUCCGGGCGCGUCCGAGUCCUUCGCCCUCAGCUCGACGCUGGAGGAGGAUUCUCGCCAGCAGGAAGGAUCCGCCAGCGACUGGCCUUCUUCACUGUCUCACCCGUCUCCUCACAUUCGAGUUUCCUUCGGUGAAAGGCCCCGAAACUCUUCUACCCUCGUUUCCUUUCUCGAAGAAAAAACACCUGCGGUGCCGCUAGCGGUCGCUUCAGACGGACUCUGCACAGACGUGCCCGCGCCGUCGCCUUCCUUCUCCGAGACAGCGGAACGCGCCCUCUCGCCUGCCUCUGCGUCGUCUUCCUUCGCGAUUUCAGCGCCCUCUCCGUCGUUUCCGUUCACCGUUCCCUCGUGCCCUUCUUCGCCGUCGUCUCUUUUUUCCCCCGACAUUCUUCUGCCUCCAUCCGAGCGCAGCAGGUUGGCUGGUACGGAGAAAGAUCCGGUGGAACCCGAAGAGAUACAGCAAGCAGAGGCACGAGGCGCACGCGGCGCAGCGGUAUCUUUCGGGGAGGGAAUGCGUCUCUUCUCGCUUGCGCACUUCGCGCUAUCCUGGAAGCGAGAAAAAAGCGAGCCGCGCUUCGCCGCUGCAAGAAACGAAGGCGAGAUUGAGACGGGAAGUGUCUGGGGCCUCUACAUGCUGGCGAGCCUCGCCUUAGCGGCCGCGGCCUCCCUGACCAGACACUGUGGAGGAGAGUCGGCGAGGAAGAAAUCCGGCGACGCAAAGCGCGAAAGACUUUUUCGCCUUUUGGAUCUUCCGUUGCCUCCGCCGUUGCCUUUGCCGUCGCUUCUCCCGCCUCAAUCGUCGUCUCCUUCUCGCUCGCCGUCCGCUUCCUCUUCUUCGCCUCCGCCCCCGCUGCCGUGGCUCUUAGGCCCUGUGGAGGCCUGCAGGUGCGCCGCGGCAGGCGGCUGCCAUUCAGCGCCUUCUGCAGCGUGCCCUCCUUUUGACGCCUUCGCUUCUUCUUUCGCGCAAGCGGCCUCCAAGCCAGGGCCGCCUUGCGUCGCGGCCGAGGCGCCUCUGUCUCAUCUGCAGCCGCGGGAGUCUCCUUUUUCCUCUCUGGUUACGCCAGCUGGUGCCCUGGAGGCGCGCUGCGCCUGCGCGUCUCCGUCGCAGGUUUCCCCUUGCGCUGGCCCGCUGUGCGCGUUCGCCUCCGUCGUCGGCACAGAGCUUUUCUUUGCGAGGCAAGGCCGGCGGGUCGCGCUGCUGUACGAAGGAUGGACGAUGAAGGAGAGCAGGUGGAGGCGCGUGUGGCGCCGGCGGUACCUGAUGCUCUUCGCGGUAACUCACGGGCCUUGCGAGGCGUUGGAUAAGGCGUCCGUCACGGGCAUGGCCUCUCGAAUUCCGGCUGCGCGGCGCAUUCGGGGCUCGUCCGCGCAGACGCAAGCGCAUCUGCCGCUGGCUGCGCGGAGCUCGACGUUUACUGGCGGAUCGGAUUCCGUUUCCCGCCCGGAGACCCCCGCGGGGGAGACUGUCUCCGGAGGAUCAGGGCCUCCGUCCGCCCGGUUUUCGCUCUCGCUGGAAUCCUCGCUCUGGUGGAUCUUAGGCCGAGCAGAGAGGAAACAAAUCGGUGACGCAGAAACCCGCAAGGAGUGCCUCGACUUCAGCUCCGCGUCGCCCUUCUCACCGCGUCCGCUCUCCCUCGCCAAGACAAAUCAGUGCGAGUCUCGCUCGGCUGAGGAGGCCACCGGCGCGCGCGAGCAGAGCCUACGCUGGGCGCCUCCGCGCCGCCCAGGUGAAGAGAGAGACGCUCGCACAAGACGCCGGGAGGAACGCGAGUGCGCGACGCAAUUUGCAUCGACGCCGGGCUCCGCCACUCGCAAGCGCUCGGCGAGGGGGAGCGACAACUCAGAGCGGCCUGCAGCCUGGGCGGCGGAAGACGAGAGGGCGACUGGACGUUGCGAGACCUGUUCGCGCGUUCAGCUGUUCCUUGCAGCCUACGAAGUCAACCCAAGGUGUACUCGACGAAGAGAGAUGGAGUCGAGCGAAACCGGUCCAGCGGCGCCCUCGCAGACGUCCUACGCGUCGUUCGGGCACGCCUUACGGUGCCCACACACUCCGUUCAAGUCUGCAGAUGCCGCAGAAUGCGCAGCGACGCCAGCGAGAGAGACAGAGAUAGGAGAGGAGCAAAAGGCGCUGGCGAGCUUGUUGGCUUACCCGGCACCCCCGCCAACGGAUAUCGUAACUCUGAGCACGGACAUGGCUGCGGAGAUCCUGCCCGCUGUUCUCCCCCGCGCGCGUCUCCAGCUGUCUUCUGCCUGUCCUUUUCUCGCGCAAGAGGCUGCGAGGGGUUCGUCCUCUUCUGCAUCCCAUAUCGGCCCUGAGUCGUCUCCUCACCACUCAGUCGGGGGUCGUAAGCGGCGGCAAGAGCGGGAGCGCAGGCAGCUCGCAGCCGCAGCGCGACGCGAAGAGUUGCUUUCACAUGAGGCGCUGGGCACGAUGUGGGCGAUGGCAGGAGAGAGCGACGCGCCCGCAGAAGAGGAGGAGGAGCGCGACGACGAGGGCUGGGAGUGCGUGGAGAGGCCGGCAGAACGAGAUGCCGAGAGCGACUUUAUCGAGUGCGAGACGUUGGUUCUCCGCAGCGCAGACGGUCGGCGCUUGCGUCUAGCGCCUUGUUCGGCGUUCCUGUCGCCUUCCCCGUGUGGCGGUUGCCCGCACCUUCCAACGUCUGCGCGUCGAGAGUCGUGCGACACCGCCUCCCCUCCUGCUCCCUCUCCCUCUAAGGCCUGGCCUCCUGCACAGCGGGCCUGCGCCGCCUCUCUGAAAAGUGACGCAAGCUCUUGCCGGGGUUCUCCGCCUCUGUCUUGUGCGCGCGCAGCCUCUCCGCUGCGGUCCGCAUUGCCGCGCCUGCCUGUUGCUGCCUCGCAUUUGUCUGGUCUCUCCGCGGCGUUGCAUGCGUUUUCGCCCCGGGUGAGUGAGUCUGCAGGCAGCACCACUGCGCCCUCGCCUGCUCUCUCUUGUUCCUCUUCUUGCGCGUCCUCCAGGCUCUCUUCAGACAUCUUCCGCGGCAUCGGCGAGAGUGCCUGCGGCGCCGUGGCGGACGCUGAGGAGGUCGUGAGCCGCCUCCGAGAAAGCCACUCGCCUGAGGCGUGCGAUGACUGGCGUGCCGCUCACGGCGCUGGAGCCGCCCGCGCAGAGGAGGCGACAGUUGUGCGGCGGCGCAGCGAGCAGGCGGAUGGGGACAGCGGGCGAGGCUGGUGCAGGGCCGCCAGGAGGGAGAGGGAGGCGGCGCGCGCGACGACCGAGGGCGAGAGGCAGCACAGUGGAAAGAGUGCCAGAGACGCGGAAACAUGGUGCAAAUCGAACGAGGAGGACGAGAGCCCCGUGCUUCUUGCAGGGCCAGAGACGACCGGAAGGCGAGCUGAAGAGAGAGACGAGCGCGCUGAGGAGGUUGGGGGUGACAGGGUGGCGGCGGAGGAAAAGAUUAAACAGUGCCGGGGAGGCAGCGACUCGUAUGUUUCUCAGGAGGGACGAAUCGGCGCGAGAGAGGCUUUCCGUCUUCAGUCCGUGGACGUGGAGGCAGACCACACGCAUUCACUCAGCAGCUGCCAGAUGAGUCCCAGCGGCUGCGGCAAGGAGACCGCCUCGCGGGAGCUCCGCAUGUGGGCUGACGCAGUCAACCUCGUUCUCUCUUCUCCGUGCCUUUCUUCUUCGUCUCGCGGGGCUGCUUCGGCAUCCGCCUCCUGUCCUCUGUGCCCUCCGCGCGUCCCUUCCAAGGGCGCUGGCGGACCGCUGCCUCCCUGCCGUCACACCAGUCGCCAGCCUCGCCCUGACGCAGUGGCGUCCGCGCGCCCUGACGCGCCGGAGGUCCCAGGGAGUCUCCUCCCCUUCCUCGGUCGACAUCCUUCGCUGGAGAGCUCAAUUCCGCCGUCGAGUCCUUUGCAGCUCUUUCUCUCGCCCUGCCGCUUCGCCUCCCUCUCAGCCGACUCGCAGCUACGCGAGCGAGCGCCUACGCCGAGUGGCUCGCCGCAGGCGCCUGUUCAGGCUGGUGGGUGCGGCUCUGGGCAUUCGGCCGCGGCUCCUUCGCCGGCUGCAGUUGCCGCCGCAGCGCCGCCCGGCUCCCACUGGCGAGACCAGGAGCUCCUUCUCCUCUCCCUCCUGCAAGCCGAAAGGCGACAGGGCAGGGGGGCGUGCCUGUGGGCGCCCCUGGCUCCUGCGCCUCCUCCGCGGUUUGCCGCGGGCCUCGCGGGGGGCGACGCAAGCCUCGCAGGAACCGCUUCGGGGUCGCCGGAGGCCGAGUCUGCGAGCGCCAGACGCGAGGGCGAGUCUCUCUCUUCUCCUCAAGGCAGGCAAGGCCUUGACUCGCUGCGGUUCGUCUCGCAGGGGGGGGUGAAGGGCGCCCACGACAGACUCGGCGACAACUGGGUCAGGUCGUGCUGCGACCAGAUCGGCUUCGACGAACUGCGCCUCAGGCUCUUCACCUACGCGGUCGCGAACCGCGGAGGCGCUUGA
Besnoitia besnoiti is the source of this 4461-nucleotide messenger RNA. RefSeq lists its product as uncharacterized. Bases 1 to 4461 code for a protein of 1486 amino acids. The record is from RefSeq and is a predicted model, not a curated record. NCBI's taxonomy places the organism in Eukaryota, Apicomplexa, Conoidasida, Eucoccidiorida, Sarcocystidae. The transcript is spliced from 4 exons.